Condylostylus longicornis is the source of this 3856-nucleotide messenger RNA. It is a transcript of the gene vtd, whose product is annotated as double-strand-break repair protein rad21 homolog. The transcript has 7 exons. Gene Ontology annotation, molecular function: protein binding; chromatin binding. NCBI's taxonomy places the organism in Eukaryota, Metazoa, Arthropoda, Insecta, Diptera, Dolichopodidae. The record is from RefSeq and is a predicted model, not a curated record. Gene Ontology annotation, cellular component: cohesin complex; synaptonemal complex. Gene Ontology annotation, biological process: mitotic sister chromatid cohesion; synaptonemal complex assembly; replication-born double-strand break repair via sister chromatid exchange. Bases 591 to 2996 code for a protein of 801 amino acids.
UUUUAUUUUCACCACUCAAGUUGACGCCAAAAAGAACGCCAUUGUGAAAAAAAAAUUUUAUUUUGUAAAAAUAUACAUAUUCUGUUUAUAAAUAACUUUAUUCCAAAUUGAAUAAAUUUAAAACUUUACAAUUUAGUAAAUAACAAGAAUAAAAAUUUUAUUAAAUGUGUUUAAAAUAUUACAAAAUUGAUAAAAAAAAAAAUUUAUUGGUAGGCCAUUUUGCGCCAACGGAAUAGCUAUAAAUAAUUAAAUCUGAAAAAGAUACCUUAUAAAAACAGUUUGUGUAUAAAAUUAUUGUGUUUCAAAAUAAGGAACAGGGAAGAAAUGUUCUCUGUUUUUAAAUGUGGAAAUUUUGUUUUUAUAUUUCACAAUUUUAAUGAAGCUGAGCUUCGCGUUAGAAGAGUAAUUUUUAAUGGAAAGUAGAUUUUUAGUGUAUGUAUACAUGCAUGCUUUUAUAAUAAUGUAAAAUGGGGCAAAAGUAACCCUGCUUCAUGCUAAUAAAAAAUUCAGACUUUUAGUAAAAGAAAUUCUACAUAAAUAUAUACAUAAGUUUUUAGAUAUUUAAAUUGUGACAAAAAUUUGCAUGAAAUAUGUUUUACGCGCAUAUUGUGUUAGCCAAAAAGGGGCCGCUAGCUAGAAUAUGGUUAGCAGCCCAUUGGGACAAAAAACUCACCAAAGCUCACGUUUUUGAAACAAAUAUUGAACAGUCAGUUGAAGGUAUAAUGCAGCCAAAAGUUAAAUUAGCUUUAAGAACAUCCGGGCACCUCUUGUUGGGUGUAGUUCGAAUAUAUUCAAGGAAAGCCAAAUAUUUAUUAGCGGAUUGCAAUGAAGCUUUUGUAAAAAUUAAGAUGGCUUUUCGGCCCGGUAUAGUAGAUUUGCCAGAAGGCCAUAGGGAAGCUGCUGUAAAUGCAAUUACUUUACCAGAAGUGUUUCAUGAUUUUGAUACUGCUUUACCUGAACUAAAUGAUGUAGAUAUAGAAGCACAAUUUUCAAUAAAUCAAUCUAGGGCCGAUGAAAUAACUAUGAGAGAAGAUUAUGGUAGUUUGUCAAUGUCAAUUCAUGACGAUGGAUUUGGAGAUAUGGGUUUUGAUGCCGACACGGCAGAUUUGGUGAGAGAUGGAAUGGAUCCCAACAUCGAUGAAAAUCUCUUUGCUGAAGAAUUGGAAAAAGAUGUCAACCAGACGAAAGAACCCAUUGCUGGAACAUCGAAAGAUAUAUUGAAUGAUGAUAACUUGGUAGACCCUCAUUUGGACGCGGAUGGAUUUGGUGACGAAUUCCAAGCUGUUGGUUUGUUUGAGGGUGAUAUAUUUGGAGAACCAGCUCCGGCGGAGCCUCAAUUAAGUGCGAAUCUUCCUAAAAAUGAUGAUUCUGACGACGAUUUAGGGCACUUUGAUGGAGGCGCUCCUUCGCCUCUACAAAGUCUUGGUGGAUCGAGACCAAAUUCACCCGAAAAGGAUUUAGAAAAAACAUUGACAACUGGUAAUUUACAACAAUUAGUUGAAGAAUCGGAAAAAGAGCAAAUUGAAGGUGGUGCGGGUGGCAGUGAGGAGGUUUUAGAAAAAAAUGAAGAUAACAAUGAAACUGCUGUGGCUGACCAAACGACGUUAAUUCAUAACGAAGAAGAAAGUUUUGCUUUAGCUCCGGUAGACGCGUCUGCAUAUAGAGGUGUUACAAAGGCGAAACGGAAGCGAAAGUUGAUUGUUGAUGAAGUAAAAAAUAUUUCUGGUGAAGAAAUGAAAUCUCAAUUAGCUAACACAUCGGACAUAGUAACGACGCUCGAUUUAGCACCUCCCACGAAGAGGUGGCUUAUGUUUUGGAAAGAAACUGGUGGUGUCGAAAAAUUAUUUGCUUUACCUUCGCGAGACAUUUCAGCGAGAUCCUUAUUUACACUGUAUCAAAGGCAUCUAUUAUCUCACGCUUGUGGUGUUGAAGACUUUUCAAUGUUAGGGCCGGCUGACGUACUUGCGAUAGAUCAACUGCAGCACGAUUCAGAAUCUCCCAAUACAAUUAUACCAAACAAAAGAACUAACCGCAAACGGAAGUUGGUGGAAGAAUUGCAAAAGCAGCAUCAAAUAGAGUCGGAACCACAUCAUCAAGAGGAGUUACGGCAGGAAGCAGAACAAGAGCAGCUGAAACAAACUUUAGAUAUAACCGGGGUAUCGCAAGUCUCAGAAAUCGAUCAAGCUCGUGAUAUUGAAGCGCAAAGUCGAGUGUCGGCUAUUUCGUUAGAUAUAAAUAAUGUUCCAGUAGAUACAAGCAUUCCACCUCAACCUCAAACGACAGAAGGUGAAUCAUUGUUAAUGCCUCCUCCUGCGACACCAGGGCUUGAUGCGGUGAGAAGUCCAUCUCAUUAUCCCUCUUUACCUGAUCUUGGUAGUUUAGGACCGAUGACACCAGGUUUACCGGCAAUACCCAUGACUCCUGGUAAUCUAAGUCAUGGAAUUGGUCUUCAUGAUGAAUUCCCACAUCCUAGUGCACUUACUCCAGCUGACUUACCUGAUGGUGCUAUUACACCGCAUCAUCCUGGAAUAGAAAAUAUAGAAUCUAUACCAAAUCUACCAGCUGAUCAGGUUUCAUCAAUUUUAAGUGCCGCAGAAGGUGGAAAUAUUAGCAAUGAAAACUUAGAUUUAAGUGGUGGAGAUAGAUAUGUUGGAGAUAACAAUGAAUGGAAUAACGAUUACGAUUUUCCUCAAUCGGUGGCCCAGCAUCAACCCGGUGAUGAACAGCAAGAAAAUGAAACAGAUGAGCAGUUUGAAGAACGCGUACUUAAUAAACGUGCUGCACAGAUGUUCUUUGCUGUAAAAAGAAAAUUUGAAAAGAAAGAAUCACUGAUGUUGUCUGAAAUGACAUUUAGGAAUAACAGAAAACAAGCUGCACAAAAAUUUUAUUCAUUGUUAGUAUUGAAAAAAUUUUGCGCACUUGAAAUUUUUCAAGACGAACCAUAUGGUGAUAUUGCAGUGAAAAAGGGACCUAUGUUCGAUAAUCCAAAAUUGUAAAUGAUAAUAUAUUUCCUUUUAAUGAUAUAUAUUUUGUUAUUUUUUAAUUGUUUUUAAUAUUAAUAUAUAUAUUUUUUUUCAAUAUUGAUAUUAUUACGUUAGUUUUACUUUUGAAUCAAAAACAUAUUAUGUAAGCACAUCAAUAUUAGUUUUAUUUUUAAAAACAUUUUUUGAAUUCAUUCAUUAUUUUUGUAAAUAAAUUAAAAUUUUUAAUAAAAUUAUUAUCAUAGAAAAUUUAUUACAAAAGUACAUGUUUGGCCUUAUCUUCCAAAUUUAAGAAAAUGGUAGACGUAUUGACUCAAAAGAGUUUUUUUUAAAUUAAAAAAGUAUUUAAUAUUUAUAAGAAAAUCUAAAGAAAAUAACUUCAAAAAUGCAUGCUUCAGUUAUAUUUAAAAAAAUUUGUUAAGAAUGUAAGAAAUAUAAAUAUUUAACAUAAUUGUAAAUUAUUUUGCAUAAUUUUUUUUGAUUUUUAUUUAUGUGAAAAUUAACUAUUUUAGUUUUAUGUUACUUAAUUAAGUAUAAAUCCAUCCUAAUUUGCGUAAAGUAUUUCAGUAAGUAAACUGGUUUUUAAAUAUUUCCAUUGUGGUUUGAAAACUUUAAUUUGAUAGUGAGUAAUAGCAGAGUUUUUAAAACGCAAUGCAAUUUUGCAACAGAAGUUAAUUUGAUUUAAAAUAAAGUUACCAAAAUUCCUUUUCUGAUUAUUUGAAUAAAUUUUUCUUAAAAAAAAUUUGGUAAUGAUGUUUAACUUAGAAACUUUACGAAUUUGUUGCAAAUUCUUGUAAAAUCUGUAAAUAAAAAACUAUUUAUGUUAGGAAUAUUGAAAAAAAAUUAAAAUAAGCAAAAACUUUGUAAAAAUAAAA